Molecule: messenger RNA, 2829 nt
Organism: Amorphotheca resinae ATCC 22711
Lineage: Eukaryota; Fungi; Ascomycota; Leotiomycetes; Helotiales; Amorphothecaceae
Exons: 5
Coding region: 1-2829 (942 amino acids)
Biological process (GO): regulation of DNA-templated transcription
Molecular function (GO): zinc ion binding; DNA-binding transcription factor activity, RNA polymerase II-specific
Source: RefSeq, a predicted model, not a curated record
AUGGUGUUCUGUGCUUACUGCGGGCAGAAUUUCAAGAGAAAGGAGCAUCUCGAGAGACAUCUCCCAAGUCAUACUAAUGUGAAGCCCUACAAAUGCGACUCAUGCCAAUUAUCCUUUGCCAGAAGGGACCUCCUUCAGAAGCAUCACUCGACUUAUCAUGAAGUCCGAGAUUCGAUGCAGGGCCCAGGUGGUGAACCACCUAUCAGCUCCAGGACGCCGAUAGCCUGUAGCAACUGUGCAACGGCAAAAGCAGGGUGCGAUAAGAAGGUGCCAUGCUCAAGGUGUGCCGACAAGAACCUGCCAUGUGCUCCUCGCUUUGCCCGACGAACUUCCAAAGGGAUAAUCUCGCGGGCAUCCACAGCCAACGGAAGUCCGACUGCUAAAUACCAAAAUGCGACCAAGACGAGAGGAAGCAGUGUUACGGAAUUGGUUCUGGAAAACCAACUGCAAGGCGACGGCGCUCUGCAGGAAAACCAGACCCAUCCAGAUGUUCCCAUGUGGGUCAAUCCCCUAAAGGACUCGGUAGAGAAUCCUGGACAAGGCUUCCAGUACUCUCCGCAAUCUCUCGAGAUGCUGAAAUCCCACGGAGGAAUUGUCAAAGUUGAUGACUUUCUGAAUGCCAAUGGGGACUUUGACCCUCAGAGUGUCGGCUUGGAUAUUAAUUUGUGGAACAAUGGUUCCUUGGAUGUUGAUAUGUGUGGAAGUGAUGGGAUCGGUUUCUCUAAUCAAUCGUCAAUGCUUUACUUUCCUUCAAACCUGGGGUUGGCGGAUAAUCUAUCAGAUGCUGUCGGCAUUACCCUACCAUCCCCGUCCGGGUCGACCUCCCUGUCCCAUAGCCGCACCAACAGCAGUAGCAAUCUAUGGCAAGGACGAAUCGAGCCCCGGCUUCAAGAGCCAUCGCCUCUUUUCUCGGGGCCAGAUAUUAAUACUGGCCCCAUCGAAGAGCUGGAUCUUGUAGUGGCUGCAGAAGAAGGAUGGCCCUUUAUCAAGUGCAAUCCCAGGCUUUUCUCCGGAUCUUGUCCAAGGACGGCAAUUGUCCACUUGCAAAAGCUCCAACAAAGCUCGAGACUCGAGGAGAGCUGGAAUUCCCUGAACCAUCUGAUGUUACCAAAUGAGCUCAACAGUGAUGACAAUUCCCUCACCAUCGUUCCUCUCCUAUCAACGACGCGAGACAAGAUCAUCGCCUUCGCCCAGAGCUUUCUUCUCAAGGCACUGAGGACCCACAAUAGCGGGCAGAGCAACUUCGGCUACAUGAAUUCCGGAAGUGUUGGUACCUUCUUCACACUUCCUCCGUCCAACGUCCUGGAAAAUCUCCUGCGUAGCGCAGUCCGCAACUUGGCCCCAUAUUAUAGCCUUUGCCAUGGCGCUACCUUGGAUCCAAAUGAGCUGAUGCUGGACAACGAUACCUCUACCUUGCUUUUCCUGCUCAUGAUGGCUCAGGGAGCAAGUUCUAUCCCAAUGCUUGAGGGCCGGUUCCUCGCUGCGGGUUUGACGGAAACAUGCCGAAUAUCUAUCUUCGACAUAAUCGAGAAGAACGUUGAACUGUCGGCGGAUCCACUUGUGCUCAAGUCAGCUUUACUCUUGACUCUCCUGUGUGCUUGGGGUGGUGAUGCAUGGCAUAUAAAAAUGGCCAUGGGGGCUCAAAGGGGGAUGUAUCUUGCAAUGCUCAAACAUAGCGGGAUGCUGGAGCCUCAAGAAUCCAUGGUUUCACCAUUCGAUGAGACAGCCGAUAUGGAACUGAGAUGGAGAGAAUGGUUGCGGCGAGAACACACUUAUAGGCUGGUUUACAAUUGGGUCAUGCUCGAUGAAGAACUCAGCCUGUUCCAUGACACUGCCCCCAUACUGUCGAUCACUGAGCUUCAGGCGCCACUCCCGAGUGCCGAACGUUUAUGGCGUGCAGAAAACCCAGUUGAAUGGCUCAACGUCCAACAGGAACUGUACACGGACCCUAACAGUCCGGAUUAUCACUCGUCAAAUCAUCUAGAUGCCGGCGUGUCGCUAAGCCACCUGUUUCAAGAUAUGCUCCGAGACGAGCUAGAGAUGAAAAGCCGGCGCCUUUCGCCGUUUAGGUUAAAACUACUUCUCCAUCCUCUCCAGUCACUGGUCUGCCAUCUAGGUCAGCUUCUCAGCUGCUUCUACGGCAUGCAUGACAGUCACCACAGCUCCAGACCUCUUACCACAGCAUCGACUCUAUUACGUCUUGAAGAAGUCCAGUCCUCGUUGCAGAAAUGGUAUGAGCUCUGCAUGCUUCACACAAAAGGAACUCCGGAUUGUCCUAUUACCAAAGGUAGUCUGGUACUGUACCAUCUUAUUAGCUUGAAUACCGUGACCUACUUCCCCGAGAUCGAGCGCUUGUCUCGAAGAGACGGCUUUGACGGCUCAUCAUGGGAGUCCUCUCUGCGCUCCAAACGCUUUAUCUACCAACCAGAGAAAGCCAUCUUCCACUGCGGACAAGUUCUUCGCAACAUCAGUGCCAUGCCACAAACUGGAAGGCCUCCUUGGUGGCCGGCGGCAGCCUACCGUGCCACAAUGAUCCUUUGGGCAGAUAGUAUCUCCCGCGUCUAUUCCAACGGAGGGAGCCGUGAAACUGGACCGGUCUUUAUGAUCAACUCAGUAGCGCCGGAGGACCCUGCCAUUAAAUCGUACACUUGCAACUUCUACGGAACUCCUGCCCUUAUGAAGAGGGACGGUAGCUUCACAAAGCUUGGCAACCCGGACGAUAUCUUGACUCAUUGCCUAGCUCUCCUGGAUGAAGGAACUCCGACGAGAUUCUCAGACGGGAUUAGAAGAAAGAUCCAGACGCUCUCGCGGAACUGGAAAACCACAUGA